Micromonas commoda is the source of this 1593-nucleotide messenger RNA. Its product is annotated as ATP-binding cassette superfamily. Gene Ontology annotation, molecular function: ATP hydrolysis activity; ATP binding. The annotation marks the transcript as partial. The record is from RefSeq and is a predicted model, not a curated record. The transcript has a single exon. NCBI's taxonomy places the organism in Eukaryota, Viridiplantae, Chlorophyta, Mamiellophyceae, Mamiellales, Mamiellaceae.
CGGAACGUGGACAUCGCGCUUAACGCCGGUCAGCGCGUCGCCGUCGUCGGGCCCAACGGCUCGGGCAAGUCCACGCUCCUACAGGUCCUCGCGGGGAAGGACGCCGGGCGCGAGGAUGGCGAGCUGUGGGUGCGCAAGGGGAUCAACACCGCGUUCCUCGAGCAGGAGCCCCCGUUCGACGAAGAGCUCAACGUGUUGGAGGCGGUGUACACCCGCGACACCCCGCUGUUCCGCUUGCUCCGCCGGUACGACGGCAUGAUGGCGAAGGUGGCCGCGGGAGAGGAGGUAUCGGAGAACGCCAUGGCCAACAUCCUGGAGGAGAUGGACUCGAACAACGCGUGGGACACUGAGAACAAGGCGCACAUGGCGCUGGAGAUGCUCGGAUGCGAGGAGUUCAUGAACCGCAAGAUGGGGGAGCUCUCGGGGGGACAGCGCAAGCGCGUGGCGCUCGCGGCGGCGCUCAUCGAGGAGCCCGAUCUCCUGGUCCUGGACGAGCCCACGAACCAUUUAUCUGUGGAGGGAGUCGAGUGGCUGGAGAACCGCGUCAACGAGAUGACCAACACCGCGGUGCUACUCGUCUCGCACGACCGAGCGUUCAUCGAUAACGUCUGCCCGGACAUACUCGAGCUCGACGGCGUCGGUGGGUCGCACAGGCACCGGGGAGGGUACGCGGCGUAUCUCGAGGGCCGGGCAGCGCGGUGGGCGGCGGAGGAGCAGGCGCGAGCGGCGGCGAGGAACACGCUGCGCAAGGAACAGGAGUGGAUGCGCCGGCAGCCCAAGGCGAGGGCGACCAAGGAGAAGGCGCGCAUCGAGCGGUUCUACAACCUCACCGAGCGCGCCGCGGACAAGGGAUCCAAGACCAAGAUGGUCGAUCUGGUGGAGUCCAGGCAGCUUCGCAUGGGCGACAUCAUCGUCGAGUUUGACAUGGCGACCCUCGCGUUUGGCGACAAGAAGAUCCUCGACGACUUCACGUACUCGUUCGUCAAGGGCGACAAGAUCGGGCUCGUCGGCCCCAACGGCGCGGGUAAGACGACGUUUCUGAGAACGAUCAUGGGUGAGAUCGCGCUGGACAGCGGGUGGUGCAACAUCGGCGAGACGAUUGAGUUUGGGUACUACUCGCAGAUGCCCGAGUUUCGCGACCCGACGCAAACCGUCGUGGACUUUGUGAAGGAGGUUGAGUCAGACGCCAAGGGGUACGUGGGUUCGUACGGCGGCGAGGGGGGUAAGAUGAGCGCGUACAAGCUGCUGGAGAGGUUUAACUUCGGCGGCCCGAAGCAGAUGACGCGGAUCGGGGACCUCAGUGGGGGAGAACAGCGCAGGCUCCAGCUCCUCUCCGUGCUGGCAAAGUGCCCCAACUUUCUCAUCCUCGACGAGCCCACGAACGACCUGGACCUGGACACGAUCGAGGCCCUGGAGGAGAUGCUCGAGGACUUCGACGGGUGCGUCAUCGUCGUGAGCCACGACAGGCAGUUCGUCAACAACCUCGUGGACCACAUCUUCGUCUUCGAGGGAGACGGGAUCAUCAACGACUGGUCCGGCGAUUACACCGCCUUGCGGGAAUUCCUCAGACGGCUGGAGGAGGAACGCGAGUCC